Molecule: messenger RNA, 1164 nt
Organism: Ananas comosus (pineapple)
Lineage: Eukaryota; Viridiplantae; Streptophyta; Magnoliopsida; Poales; Bromeliaceae
Exons: 7
Coding region: 1-1164 (387 amino acids)
Source: RefSeq, a predicted model, not a curated record
AUGGUUAGGUUAAAAAGGUCAAGAGAUGAUAAGAUUAGAAGCAAUGAGGUGCAAAAUAGUUGUAAUGACUCGGCGCCUAUCUCACAAUCAAGAUCGUCAAAUACAAUGUCAGAAUCUAAUUCGACACAAGCUGCCUCACAUCUUGAAUCCUCACAAAACCAACCUCAUAUUCAAGAGACAAUUGAAGUUGAAAGUACAGAUAUAUUAGAGAUAAUUGAUACUGAGGGAAGGAUAAAAAGGAAACGUGGAAUCCAACAUGCUAAAGAUGUGUGGAAUUUACCAAUGGGAGAAAGAAUUGUAAUAAAAUGCAAUCGCUUUGGACAACCUUUGAAAAAAGGUGGAGGCAUCUUAAGUGGUUGGCUUGGGUUGGUGGCACGGAUGGGAAAUUGGUGCCCAAUUGGUUACAAACGCUGGAAGAUUGUGCCAUCACGUUACAAAAUUGACGUCCUUAACUUGACACGGAGCAAGUUUGUCCUCCCAAAUAGCGACAUCGAUAAGUGGGUUUUGAAAUCCUUGAGCCGAAAGUGGAAGAAUUUUAGAUUCGAAUUAAAAGCUAAAUACAUGUUAGAGGAUCUAACUGAACAACAACUCGCAAGUAACGUCCCGCAUGGAAUUGUUCCUCACCAAUGGGUAGAUCUUGUUCGAUAUUGGUUUUCAGAGAAAUGUCAGUUAUAUUCUCAAGUUGGGAAGACCUCACGUUCCCUUCACACUACACAUCACACGACGGAUUCCAUGAGUUUUGGAAGAAAAAGGGAUGAAUUUGAAAUUGAGCAUGGAAGAGAGCCAAGUCGUCUUGAAUUCUUCAUUGAAACCCAUAAACGUAAAGAUGGAACACUUGACAAGCCGUCACAAACUAUUGUGGAUAAUGUGGGAAAAAAGAUUGUUGAAAAAGGAGGCACAUCUGAAUCAUCUGAAGCUACUAGCGAGUUACAAGAUGAAGUGUAUACGGAUAUCUUGGGGAAAGACCGGAAAUUGGUGGCAUUCCUGACACUUCUAAGCGUCAGGAAAUUGAACAACAUAAUGACGCUUACAAGCGUCAGGAAAUUUAAGGAAUUCCUGAUGCUUCUAAGCGUCAGGAAAUUGAACAACAUAAUGACGCUUACAAGCAUCAGGAAAUUGAAGGAAUUCCUGACGCUUCUAAGCGUCAGGAAAUUACAAACAUGA